Messenger RNA from Neocloeon triangulifer, 2112 nucleotides. RefSeq names its product DET1 homolog (gene abo). Gene Ontology annotation, cellular component: nucleus; cullin-RING ubiquitin ligase complex. The transcript is spliced from 4 exons. Lineage: Eukaryota; Metazoa; Arthropoda; Insecta; Ephemeroptera; Baetidae. Bases 182 to 1882 code for a protein of 566 amino acids. The record is from RefSeq and is a predicted model, not a curated record. Gene Ontology annotation, biological process: protein ubiquitination; positive regulation of proteasomal ubiquitin-dependent protein catabolic process. Gene Ontology annotation, molecular function: ubiquitin protein ligase binding; ubiquitin-like ligase-substrate adaptor activity.
GUGGCUUUACCUGUUUUGACAGGAGAUAAACAACAAAACGCGUCUCGUCUUCAUGCUCAUUUUUAAUAUCCAAAAUUACAACCUGGAGACGUCGGAAUCUCGUCUUGUUCUUGUCACUUGUGAAAAAUGAAAAUCUUAAUGCUUAAACAGCGAAAGGGAAUUGCGUUUUACUACUCGUGAAAUGGAAUCGGGAGACGGCGAGGAGCCGAUGAUUCUGGACGAUGAAGACGUCGUUCACGAGCCCAUACCUGUGCGGAAAAUUCCAUCGCAGAAUGUGGUGCUGCGGUUGCUUCAUCGAGAGGUCCACGGACGAAGCAUUCAGUCCCGCAGGUGCCCUCAAAAUCAGACGCGCGAAUUCUACCAAAGCGUAUUUCCAAACCUGACCCUGAUCAACGUCGACACACCGCCUGUGUUCCUGCGAAAAUUCAAUCCCAACGGCAGUCACCUUCUGGCAUUCUCCUCUGACCAGACCAGCAUCGAAAUUUACAAAUACCUGGGCCCCAGCGCUGGUGGAACGUCCCUUCAAAGCUAUGACGGCGACUGCGUGGACUUUGCAGAAUUCAACCGCAACCAGAACCGAGUGAAUAUCUUUGAGCUCUACUUCAAGCGGAAGUGGAUGGUAAAUUUGGCCCAAAGCGGAGAGCAGCUUAACCGAGAGUGCAGUUUGUUCACCGAUGACUCAAAAUACGUGAUCGUUAGUUCCUCCAUGUUCGUCGAUGGCAACAACGGUGACCAGAGCAACUUCUUCGACAUCUACUCAAACAACGAGGCGGUGACGCCGAACAGCAGCUUCCGGCUUGAGGACUACACCAUUUACCUGGUGGACAUUUACAACGGCCGCUUAUGUGAUACAAUCAACUUGAAGACUGACAAAAUUUGCUUAUCCCACAACCAAGGCAUCUACCUUUUAAAUGACACCCUGGCCGUCCUCUCCAUACAGCAUCAGACAAUCCACAUCUUUAAACUUGUCGAUGGCAAAUUCCAGCAGAUGCAAAAAAUAGGCCGCUUUUGCUUUCCCGGGGACGAGGAGCAAUUGGCCGACGUCCUGCCUGUGUCCGUGCCCUCGUACAGGGAAGCCACCAUAAAUGCUCUGAAGCAUCGACUGCUGACCUUUUUGUACUUUCGAGCCAUCAACGUUUCUCGGCAGACGGGAACUCCGUACGAGCUGCGGAUGUUCUACCAGUACUUCGACCACAUCAGGACUCUCAAACUGUGGAAGAUGCAGCUGCUGGACGAAGACCAUCUGCUGCUCAAGUACGCUGUGGAGAAUGUGGUGACCCUGAAAACGCCUGAACCAAACAGUGCCACCUCGUUCUUUGUGGUUUACAACAUUCCAGAGGCCACGGUCCUGGCUGUUUUUGAAAAUAGCGCCGAGGAAAUGCUAACUCUGUUGGAAAAUUUCUGUGACUAUUUUAGGAAUACGAAGCUGCACAAACAGUUUGCCUGUUCUCCAUCGAAUAAUAUUCAUGCCAGACACCUAAUGCAGCGAUUAAAGCAAACAAUCGUGAGUGCAAGAUUUGGUGGGCCCACUGAAGCAAUCAAGCGGCUACUCUGUCAGCUUCCGAUCAGCGCCCAGUCAUUUACAAGUUCUCCGUAUCUGGAUUUCUCUCUCUUCAGCUAUGAUGAGAAGCGUGUUUCAAUGAUUGAGCGUCCCAAGUGUUGUGGAGAGUAUGCUAUCAGAUUUUACGGGAGAAAUUCUGGGCUGCUCAAGUUUCGAAUGCAUGCUGGAAUCAUGAACUCCAAUAUGGGAGCGCCUCGUGUGUCAAGGAGACUGGUUGCCUACAUUUUCCACCCUACUGAUCCCUUUGCAAUCAGCGUACAACGAGCUAACAAUGCUGAAUAUAUCGUCAGUCUGCACGUCAGGCACAGUAGCCAAGUUUGAAUUGGAUCUCCAGUGCCAUCAGCAUAAUUGUUAAUUACCUUUUUAAAGAUUUAAUUAUUUUUCCACGAGUGCAAAGAACUCGGAUGUAAUAUUUUAGACUCAUAUUGAGCCAUUCAAUAAGAAAUCAUAAGAAAAGAAGUUAACUCAAUCCUUGAAUUUUUCUUACAUAUGUGAAGUUAUUGUUCAAUGAAUAAAUGCUCUUAGGUGAAUAUAAAAUUUAUAAAUUUAUC